Penicillium alfredii is the source of this 552-nucleotide messenger RNA. RefSeq names its product gamma-glutamylcyclotransferase family protein. The transcript has a single exon. The coding region runs from base 1 to 552 and encodes 183 amino acids. The record is from RefSeq and is a predicted model, not a curated record. NCBI's taxonomy places the organism in Eukaryota, Fungi, Ascomycota, Eurotiomycetes, Eurotiales, Aspergillaceae.
AUGCGCAAUAUACCUCGCCCAUCCCCGAUGGCCCGCAAAUUCCUUAGCGCCAUUGCCUCUAAUAUGACCGACGAAGAAAUAAAGGCGCACUCGACCAUAUCUGGCACCUGUUGUGAAGAUGGCUGGCCUCAAGACCCUAUCCGAGACGAACAAUGCUUUUUCUACGGGUCAUUGAUGGAUCCACAGAGACUCUCUCAAGUCUUGAAAUCAUCUAAGUCACCCCCUAUUAUGCGUCGCGCUAGAGUUAGAGGCUAUCGGAUCAAGCUUUGGGGCCCCUACCCUGCUUUUAUUGAGGGCCAGACAUUCCAUUUUGUCGAUGGCAUGGUAUGCGAGCCUUUGUCGCCGACGCAACUUGAUCGACUCGCCGCUUACGAGACGGACAAAUAUCGGCGUCUAUCUUGCUUGAUUGAAGUGCUUAAUGACGACGAUAGCAUCAAAGAAACUAUCGAGGGUAUUACUUUUGCGUGGAAUGGACGGCAGGAUGAAUUACAAGAGGGCACAUUUGACUUGACGCAAUGGAAAAAGGAAAAACAGUUGCAAGAUUUGGAUUAA